CUAAGUCCCGCCCCAGAGAAGGCCAGUCGGAGUUGGAUCGGAGACUGUCUUCGACCAGCCGUUACCAGACGCAUCUGGACUGGAGCCGCAGCACAGCAGCUAACCCCGUCCUUUCCAUUUAAUUAAUACGGACACUUUUUCAGAAUUUAGUAUUUAUUUAAUUUUUCAACCUGUCGUUCAGGAGGACUCUGGAUAGUUGCCUCCCUUCCCCUCACCCUUUCUACCGUGUAAAAGGAACUGAGCCAUGCACCCUCCCUUGUCGCUCCUCUCCCUCCUCCUCCACCUCUCCCUGUACCCCAGUGCAUGCUGGUCCUCCAGGAUCAUCGUAGUCCCUCCCAUCAUGUUUGAGUCCCAUCUCUACAUCUUCAAGACCCUGGCCACAGAACUCCACCUCCAGGGACAUGAUACUUCCUUCCUGCUGUCAGAGGGGCGCCAGGUGCCCCCCUCCCCCCACUACACCUUCCAGCGUUACCCAGGCAUCUUCAACUCCUCCACAGCCGACAGUUUCCUCCAGUCCAAGGUCAGCAACAUCUUCUCUGGUCGUCUCACGGCGUUGGAACUCUUCGACAUCCUCGACCACUACGCCCAGAACUGCGACGCCGUUGUGGGAAACAAAGAGGUCAUGACCCAACUCAAGGAUGCCAAAUUUGACCUUUUAUUGGUCGACCCCAACGAGAUGUGUGGGUUCGUGAUCGCUCACAUCCUCGGGGUUCCCUACGCUGUCUUUUCCACAGGCCUAUGGUACCCAGCGGAAGUCGGGGCUCCUGCCCCUCUAUCGUACGUCCCAGAGUUCAACUCUCUCCUCACCGAUCAGAUGUCUCUAGUCCAGAGGAUUACCAACACGGCGGUGUACCUGGUGUCCCGGUUCGGUGUUCAGUACCUGGUGUUACCUAAGUACGAGCGCAUCAUGAGGAAGCACGGUGUGGAGCCGCGGGUGGCCAUGCAGGAUCUGGUUCAGGGGAGCAGGCUGUGGAUGUUGUCUACUGAUCUGGCCCUGGAGUUCCCGAGGCCCACUCUACCACAUGUUGUCUAUGUAGGGGGGAUACUGACCAAACCUGCCAGCCCGUUACCUCAGGUUCCUGCUCUUUGGACCAAAAUGCAGAUGACCUCAGGCUUUGGAAAUUUCAGGAUGAGAUGGUGAAGGCUUUGUGUUCCAUAAAGUGUCCAAUGUUGUUAGUCGUAUGGUUUGGCCUCAGAC
Molecule: messenger RNA, 1198 nt
Organism: Oncorhynchus tshawytscha (Chinook salmon)
Lineage: Eukaryota; Metazoa; Chordata; Actinopteri; Salmoniformes; Salmonidae
Product: 2-hydroxyacylsphingosine 1-beta-galactosyltransferase-like
Exons: 4
Coding region: 245-1141 (298 amino acids)
Molecular function (GO): UDP-glycosyltransferase activity
Source: RefSeq, a predicted model, not a curated record